UUAACGCAACACAGCAAAACACUUAAUCACUACUACUAGUGUUUCUGUUUGGUCUUCUUCUAAAAGUCUCAAACUCCCUUUUUAUUGCCGAGUCCAUUGCCCCGUCUCAAAGACUUGUUUCAUUUCUCCUCCUCUUUCUCUACAAACAGUUCUUGAUUUAUGGCCAAAGGCAGUAGUGGACUCUCUCUUAAUUCAGAUCCUUUUGCUGGUAACAAUAACUUCUUUCUUCAUCACCCAACUGUGCUUAAUUCUUUCCCUGAAGAUCACCAUCACCGUCAUCACAACAAGUGGAAACUCACUUCUCUCAUGGAUGCCAAGAGGUCUCCUCCUUCAACUAUUCAGUUCCCUGUCUGUCUUAAUUCUUCUGACUAUCAAGAGCCUUCCCAACUGUCUGAUGAUAAAAGAACGGUCAUUGAUGAGAUGGACUUUUUUGCCGACAAAAAACAUGAUGUCAAGACCAUUGCCAUGGCCACCACCAAUAUUAAUAAUCACCAUGGUGAAAAAGAUAAUUGUAAUGAACCCAACGGAUUGGAACUUAAUGUAAAUACCGGUUUGAAUCUUCUCACUACUAGUGAUCAGUCCAUGGUGGAUGAUGGGAUAUCUUCAAAUAUGGAAGAUAGAAGAGCUAAAAGUGAGUACGCUGUUGCUCAAGCUGAACUUGAACGGUUGAACGCGGAGAAUCAACGCUUAAGAGACAUGUUAAACCAGGUUACAAGCAAUUACAGUAUUCUGCAGAUGCAUUUGAUUACACUUACCCAACAACAAGAUAAAAAAUCUGACAACAAUGAAGAACAAGGGGAGGAAAAGAAGCAAAUUGGAGGUUUUUUAGCGCCAAGGCAAUUCAUGGAUCUUGGUUUGGCUACUAAUACAGCAGAUAACGAUGAGCCUUCGCAGUCUUCGUCGGAAGGAAGGAGUGGUGAGCGUGCGGGGUCUGGAAAUAAUGAAGAGAAUGGUGUUUCAUUUGAUCAAGAUAAUAAACAACUUGUUAGAAGAGAUGAUAGCCUAGAUCAAGGUUAUGGGGCUAAUAAGGUUCCUAAAUUUAAUCCUUCCUCAAAAAAUGUUGAUCAAACUGAGGCUACCAUGAGGAAGGCACGUGUAUCUGUUAGAGCUAGAUCGGAGGCUCCCAUGAUCAAUGAUGGGUGUCAAUGGAGAAAGUAUGGACAAAAGAUGGCGAAGGGAAAUCCCUGUCCUCGAGCAUAUUAUCGAUGCACCAUGGCAGCUGGUUGCCCAGUUAGAAAACAGGUACAAAGAUGUGCUGAUGAUCGAGCAAUUUUGAUCACUACAUAUGAAGGCAAUCACAACCAUCCCUUGCCACCAGCUGCAAUGGCUAUGGCAUCAACUACAUCAUCAGCAGCACGACUGCUACUAUCGGGUUCAAUGUCAAGUGCUGAUGGAAUAAUGGACCCAAAUAUUUUGGCAAGAACUCUUUUCCCAUGCUCCUCUACCAUGGCCACAAUAUCAGCUUCAGCCCCUUUUCCUACUGUGACAUUAGACCUUACACAAACUCCCAAUCCCUUGCAGCUCCAAAGGUCACCAAACCAAAUUAAUAUUCCAUUUCCAAACUCACCUCAGAAUUUUGCCAAUGCUCCAGUUGCUUCAUUGUUGCCUCAAAUAUUUGGGCAGGCACUUUAUAACCAAUCAAAAUUUUCUGGCCUACAAAUGUCUCAAGAUAUGGACCCUUCUCAAUUGGGUCAUCAAUCAAAAUUGCAACCACCAGCAUUGCACCAAGGCCAACCAAACUCAUCGCUUACUGAUACUGUAACUGCCGCCACCGCGGCCAUUGCAGCUGAUCCCAACUUCACUGCUGCUGUAGCUGCAGCUAUCACAUCUAUCAUUAAUGGAGGUGCUCACCCAAACAACAUUAUCAACAAUAAUUCAAUCCCCGCAACAACCACCACAAAUAGCAAUGCCAAUUUUACUCCUAGCAACAGCAAUAGUAAUGGCAAGUUUUCAAGUGAAUUGAAGUAAAUUAAGUUGCUCUUGACUCUUUAUGAUUUCUUUUUCUUUUUUCAUUUUUGAUUUUUGAUUUUUUUUUUUUUCCUUUCUUUGGAUGGAAGAAACAUAAAUUAUAUAUACACGUUCAAGUUCUUUGGUUUUA
This is a messenger RNA of Pistacia vera, 2098 nucleotides long. Its product is annotated as probable WRKY transcription factor 31. The transcript is spliced from 5 exons. Lineage: Eukaryota; Viridiplantae; Streptophyta; Magnoliopsida; Sapindales; Anacardiaceae. Gene Ontology annotation, biological process: regulation of DNA-templated transcription. The record is from RefSeq and is a predicted model, not a curated record. Bases 160 to 1968 code for a protein of 602 amino acids. Gene Ontology annotation, molecular function: sequence-specific DNA binding; DNA-binding transcription factor activity.